AUGGAGGGCCCGGGGGUGCCCCCGGUCGCUGGGAGCUGCUGGCAGGACCCGCUGGCCGUGGCGGGCACGGCAGGUCGGCCCGUGUGCGCGGCCCGGGGGCGCUCCGGUGGGCCGCGGGCGCUGAGCGUCGUGUGCGUGCUAGGCCGGGAGCCUGCAGCGUGCCCGGCGCUGCGCUGCCUGCGCGACGCCUGCCGCGACGUGCGGGCCCAGCUGCACACGGUGCCCUUUGGCACCCUGGCACUAGGCGACACCAGCACCCUGGACUGCUUCUACAACGCAGACGUGGCCGUGGUGGAGAUGAGCGACUCCGUCUGCCAGCCCUCGCUCUUCUACCACCUGGGCGUCCGCGAGAGCUUCAACAUGACCAACAACGUCCUGCUGUGCUGCCACACGGACCUGCCCAGCCUGCAGGCCCUGCAGGAGGACAUCUGCCAGAAGAACUCGGACCUCUGCGGCAGCUACACCUUCAUCCCCUACAUGGUGACGCCCCAGAACAAGGUGGUCUGCUGCGACGCCAGUGCCGCGAAGUGCCUGACGGAGCUCUUCCAGCCCAGCUUCAACGCGGAGGGCUUCUUCGCCCCGCUGGCGGGCCGCCUCGCCAAGCUCCUCGAGGGCGUCCCCACCAACUCCUGCGGCUAUUACCGGGAGACGAUCCGGCGCGACAUCCGCCGGGCCCGGGAGCUGUACCGGGGCGAGCAGCUCAGCCAGGAGCUGGCCCGCAUCCAGCAGCGCCUGGACAGCGUGGAGCUGCUCAGCCUGGACAUCGUCAUCAACCUCCUGCUGUCCUACCGCGACGUGCAGGAUUACGACGCCAUCGUCGAGCUGGUGGAGACGCUGCAGGCGCUGCCGACCUGCGACGUGGCCGAGCAGCACAACGUCCGCUUCCACUACGCCUUCGCCCUGACGCGGCGCAACCGGCCCGGGGACCGGGAGAAGGCGCUGGCUGUGCUGCUGCCCGCGGUGGAGCGGCGGGAGGGGGCUGCGCCCGACCUCUUCUGCCUCUGCGGCCGCAUCUACAAGGACAUGUUCAUCGGCUCGGGCUUCACCGACACCGAGACGAGGGACAGGGCCUUUUACUGGUACAGCAGAGCCUUCGAGGCGGAGCCCAGCCUUCACUCGGGCAUCAACUCCGCCGUCCUCCUCGUGGCCGCCGGGCACCGCUUCGAAACCUCCGCGCAGCUCCGGCAAAUAGGCGUGAAGCUGAACUGCCUGCAGGGCCGCAAGGGCAGCCUGGAGAAGCUGCACUACUACUGGGACGUGGGGUUUUGCCUCGGCGCCGGCAUCUUGGCCAACGACCUGAGCAAAGUCAUUCAGGCUUCGGAGAAGCUCUACAAGCUCAACGCGCCGGGCUGGUACCUGGUGUCAGUCAUGGAGACGUUCCUGCUCUACCAACACUUCCAGAAGAGCCCCCGGGUGAAAUCCGCCCGGCAGGAGCUGGCUGACUUCUGGCUGGGUUUCCUGCUGGAGGGCUGCCGGCCCUUCGUCCCCGCGCAGCGCUGCCCGGUCCUGAUCCUGGCGCUCAGCAAGGUCCUGCAGCCGGCGCAGGUGGCCGUGCAGAGCGGCGCGGAGGAGCCGGCGGUGACGCUCGGCCUCGUGCGCCCCUCGGACGAGACAGCGGUGUCCAGCUGGACCUUCGCGGCCGCCGCCAUCCGGGGCAUCAGCAUCUGCAAGCGCGACGAGCGGGGCUGCUUCCUCUACGUGAUGCACCCGGCGGAGGAUUUCCAGCUUUAUUUCCCGUCCCAGCAGCACUGCCGCUGGUUCUGCAACCUGGUGCAGUCGUUCCUCGCCGAGCAGGCGGCGGGCGGCGAGGAGGUGCCCAGUCCCACGCAGCCCAUCCUGGAGUACAGCUACGAGUACUCGGAGACGGGCGAGCGGGUGGUGCUGGGCCGGGGGACGUACGGGGUCGUCUACGCCGGGCGCUGUCUCAGCAACCAGGUGCGCAUCGCCAUCAAGGAGAUCCCGGAGCGUGACAGCCGGUACUCGCAGCCCUUGCACGAGGAGAUCGCCUUGCACAAGCACCUGCGGCACAGGAACAUCGUGCAAUACCUGGGCUCCAUCAGCCAGGGCGGCUUCAUCAAGAUCUUCAUGGAGGAGGUGCCGGGAGGGAGCCUCUCAUCCCUGCUGCGCUCCAAGUGGGGCCCCCUGAAGGACAACGAGCCCACCAUCGUCUUCUACACCCGCCAGAUCCUCGACGGGCUGAGCUACCUCCACGAUAACCACAUCGUGCACCGAGACAUCAAGGGAGACAACGUCCUCAUCAACACAUACAGCGGCGUGCUGAAGAUCUCUGACUUUGGCACCUCCAAGCGGCUGGCAGGGAUCAGCCCCAGUGCCGAGACCUUCACGGGCACCCUGCAGUACAUGGCCCCGGAAAUCAUCGACCAAGGGCCGUGGGGCUAUGGGAAGCCAGCAGAUAUCUGGUCCCUGGGUUGCACCAUCAUCGAGAUGGCCACGGGCAAGCCCCCUUUCUAUGAGCUGGGCAGCCCCCAGGCUGCGAUGUUCAAGGUGGGCAUGUUUAAGAUGCACCCCGAGGUGCCCGAGUCCAUGUCGGACAAGGCCAAGACUUUCAUCCUGCGCUGCUUCGAGGCCGACCCGGCCAAGCGGGCAACAGCAGCCGCGUUGCUGCGGGAGCCCUUCCUCGCCUCGGCCGGCAGCAGGAGGACCAGGAGCCAGGCGGCGGCAGGGGGCAGCCCGCGCGGGGCAGCGGGCGAUGCCCCCGACUCCGCACGGCCGGGCGGGGACCCGGGGGGCACCGAGGGGACCCAGGGACGUCCCUCGGUCACGCAGGGCACCCGAGCGGUGGGCGCAGCGGGCAGCCCCCUGCUCCCGCGCUGCUCCAGCAACACAGCCUCCAGCCACAGCUGUUUGGGGGCUCCCGAGGACUCGGCCGGCUCCGACCUCAGCCUGCGCUCGUCCUCCCCCGAGGAGAGCGGGGACCUCUUCCUGCUCCGCAAGGACAGCAAGCGCCGGGCCACGCUGCACCGCAUCCUCACCGACGAGGCGCCCGGCGUCGCUGCCGCCUUGGAGGAGAGCCAGAGCGCGGAGGGCCCGCGGCUGGGCUCGGAGCACAUCGCCCAGCUGCUGAGCUGCCUGCGGAGCUACAUCCAGUGCCCCAACCAGCACCAGCUCCGCCAGGACCUCCUGGCACUGCAGGCCCGGCUGCGGGUGGACGGGCUGAGCCUCCGCCACCUCCACGCUCCCCUCUUCAACUUCCAGGCGGCGGUGAGACGGUUCCUGCGCCGGCAUCACAUCAAGCCGCACUGGAUGUUUGCGCUGGACGAUGCCGUUAGCCGGGCAGUGCAGGCGACUUUCACCGUGCUCGUGCGAGACCUGGGAACGAAGGCCAGUCGGCUGGGGGGAGACCGCGCCAAGGACACGAGUGACGAGGACGACCUCGUGCCGCCGAGGCUGGCCGGCCACAGGAGCCGUCCCCGGCGGGACAGCGCCAGUUUGGGAGUGGGCACCAGCUCCAGCACCCAGACGGGCCCCACGUCCUCGCUGCUGGGUCCCUCCCCGCUGGUGGCACAGCUCCGUCACCUCCGCGUGGAGACGAGCAGGCUGCUCCGGGAGCUGGCCGCGAAGGAGCAGGAGUGGCAGCGGCUGGUGCAGCAGGUGCUUCGCCCAGCGCAGGAGGACGCCCCGGCCCCCUGCCAGCCCCCGCCCCACGGGCACCGCGGAGGGGACGCCGGGGCGGCCGCCAUGGGGGCAGCCCCCGGGACCCGGCGAGGGUCGGGCAGCAUCGCUCGCCCCGCCGGCGCGGCCGAGCCCUGCCAGGGGCAGGCGGACCCCCUCCUCGUCGAGUGGCUACGGCGGCACGGCACGGACCAGGCCACCGUCGCCACGCUCCUCCAGCACGGUUUCACCCUGCGGGACCUGCUGGACUGUGCCACCCGCGACGACCUCUUCUACACGGGCAUCAGGCGCGGGGCGGCGUACCGCCUGUGGGCAGCCAUCCUGGAGCAUCGCCGCACCCUCGCCCAGCGGGAAGCGGAGUGAGCCCGGAGCGCAGGGCCGUGCUGGGGACCCGGGCGCCUCCGCGCAGCCCGCCGGAGCACCGGGGCUGCCGUCCCGGGGGGGCAUGGCCGCACGCGGCCCCGACGGAGGGCACGGCCCCGAGCCAGGAGGCCGGGAGCAGCAGGACGCAGCCGGGCGCCCGAGGGAGAAGCCGGUACCCAGUGCCCCCGGGAAUAAAGAGCUGCC
Messenger RNA from Rhea pennata, 4200 nucleotides. It is a transcript of the gene MAP3K6, whose product is annotated as mitogen-activated protein kinase kinase kinase 6. The transcript is spliced from 28 exons. Gene Ontology annotation, molecular function: ATP binding; MAP kinase kinase kinase activity. Lineage: Eukaryota; Metazoa; Chordata; Aves; Rheiformes; Rheidae. Gene Ontology annotation, biological process: protein phosphorylation; cellular response to stress; MAPK cascade. The record is from RefSeq and is a predicted model, not a curated record. The coding region runs from base 1 to 3996 and encodes 1331 amino acids.